CGUAGGAGCGAACGUCGCCGGAACAGCUGCUUGUUGUUCGACAGAAGAGAUUUCCUCCUAAAACAACGCGUCAGCAGGUGAAGCUUCAGCGAUGAACGUGUCGGUGCGUGAGGUCCGCGUCCCGUCCGAGCCUGACUCCGCCUACUUUCUGCGCGUGGACUGGAGGGGGCGGGGCUUAGGCUCAGGCUUCCAGUUGCUGCUGACUGAUGGACAGAACGCUUGGAGAGGAGAUGUGAGCGAGGCGGAGGUGUGCGAGGAGGCGGAGGAGCUGGAGAUGCAGACGGAGCGCUACGUCCAGGACCUCCAGCAGGCGCUGACGGAGACCGAGACCGAGAGCUACAGCUUCACGCUGACUCCGCCUCCACCCGAACGCUGCUCCUCCGUCACGCUGGAGUACGAGAAGGUCCAGAAGGACAUCUCUGUGAGUGAUGACACACACACACACACACACACACACACACACACACACACGAGUCACGAGGUCAAUUUAAGAAGAAAGAUGGUCGUGUGUGUGUUUGGACUUUAAGACUUUAUGGGUGGAUUGUUGACAUUAAGAGUUGUUGUUGACGAUCACUUCGUAUAUGUGUGUGUGUGUGUGUGUGUGUG
Messenger RNA from Anarrhichthys ocellatus (wolf-eel), 606 nucleotides. Its product is annotated as DNA repair protein XRCC4-like. The transcript is spliced from 3 exons. Gene Ontology annotation, molecular function: DNA binding. Gene Ontology annotation, biological process: response to X-ray; immunoglobulin V(D)J recombination; positive regulation of ligase activity. The record is from RefSeq and is a predicted model, not a curated record. NCBI's taxonomy places the organism in Eukaryota, Metazoa, Chordata, Actinopteri, Perciformes, Anarhichadidae. Gene Ontology annotation, cellular component: nucleus; DNA-dependent protein kinase-DNA ligase 4 complex; DNA ligase IV complex. The coding region runs from base 92 to 526 and encodes 144 amino acids.